This is a messenger RNA of Puccinia triticina, 948 nucleotides long. RefSeq lists its product as uncharacterized. The record is from RefSeq and is a predicted model, not a curated record. NCBI's taxonomy places the organism in Eukaryota, Fungi, Basidiomycota, Pucciniomycetes, Pucciniales, Pucciniaceae. Gene Ontology annotation, biological process: potassium ion transport; proton transmembrane transport. The coding region runs from base 1 to 948 and encodes 315 amino acids. Gene Ontology annotation, cellular component: mitochondrial inner membrane. The transcript is spliced from 5 exons.
AUGCUGCCAUCAACCCAGUCUAUCCGACUGAUCGCGCUGCCUCUCUCGAAGCGUUCGAACUCGCUGAUCUACUUCUAUGCUCAGCAACUCCCUUCCCUCGACCAACAAUCCGACCACAAAAGUCCAAGCAAAACAAGCCAAUCUUCCCCCAUAUCACCCUCUGCUCUGAUCAGGAAGCUGACAGAUACCGGGACGAAGCAAUGGAAUAAAUUGGCCGAUUCAGCUCACGGCUCUUGGAAGUCGAAGAUUUACAACACGGGAGAACGUAUGAUGGACAAAAUUCCCUUCGAAGAAUGGGCUUUGAAAUCAAUCGAUCCACCGCCCAUCCCCAGUAAGAUUCCUUCGCCUGAAACUGGAUCGAAAGGGGAAGACGAACCCAGUCAAGUUAUUGAAUUGCUGUAUCCAGGGUCCUUGUGUGUAGAGCGAGAACUGAUGAGUGGAUUGCAGCGUACGAUGGCCGAAAGUGAACCAUAUCACAGGAAAUGGAUGAAAUUGAACAUCGUCCUGUCUCCUCUUACUCUGCCGUGUGCUAUUGUGCCUCUGAUUCCCAACUUGCCAUUUUUUUACAUGAUGUGGAGAUCCUGGAGUCAUUGGAGAGCAUACAAAGCAUCUCGUUAUCUACACCAAAUGAUUGGAUCCGGACACGUGCGCCCGGUUUCAUCAGCGAUCCUAGACAGCCUUUACGCACACACCCAGACACGCGGAAAAGCAAACAAUCGGGGGCGAAAACAUGAAGAGAAGGAUAACACUCCAGAAGAAGGAAAAGCCGAAAGUGAGAUAAUCCUAUCGCAAGAAAUGGUCUUCAAAUUGCAGAAGCAACUCGACCUGCCUCCCGAAAGUACCACGGAAAUCUUCCGAGGCAUACAUCAAGCUCAACAACGCUUAGAAAAUCUAUCCACUAAUUCCACUCCCAAUCCUUCUUCGAACCCAAAUCAACCUUCACCAUGA